AUGGACAACAAACAACACGCGCUGGACACAGCCCAAGAGAAGAAAAGCGAGAACACGGGCAAAACAGACUUGCCAGAGGACGUAGAGUACGCCCUGGAAAUGCUCCGGCAAAUGGAGGUUUUCAAGAAGGAGAGCGACAUGGAGGAGUACAAGAACUCUCUGCUAAGCAGCGAGCUCCUCUCCAAAAAAACAUUUGAGGAUUUGAAUCUGCCCGAGAAUGUGAUAAAAGCUCUCCGUGCGAUGGAGUUUAAGAACCCGAGCACAAUCCAGCAGAACUCCAUCCCAGAGAUCGCCUCGGGAAGCGACGUAGCCUUCCAGAGCCACAGCGGAUCCGGAAAGACGAUCGCCUUUUUAUCAGGAGCCUUGUCGGUGAUAGAUAAAGACGUGAAAUCUCCGCAGGUGAUCAUAGUCACGCCCACAAGGGACCUGAGCAAGCAGAUACACGCUGUCCUCGAGAGAUUCUCCACUUUUGUGGAGUUUACGUCUUUGCUCGCCCUCCCCGAAGUGUUUGAGCGACACAGCCUGCCGAACGUCGACCAGCAGAUUCUCAUAGGCUCCCCAGGAACCCUUAAAAGACUCAUUUCCACAAUGGGAGAAACCCGCAUAAAAAUGGUCAUACUCGACGAGGCAGACGCCCUUUUGCAGGACGACAUGGGCGCACAGACUGUUUCAGUGGUGAGAAAGAUAAAGGACAAGCAGCUCGUGCUGUUUAGUGCCACUUUCAGCGCUAAAAUGAAGACAGUGAUCUCAACACUCUCAAAAAACAUAAAAACACACUAUUUGCAGACAGAUAACAUAAAACCAGAUAAUAUCACGCAGUUCUACAUGGACGUCCCAGAGAACAGAAAGUCAGAAGUCCUGCUGAAGCUCUACGGCCUCAUCACAGUCGGGCAGUCGAUCAUAUUUAUACACACGCGAGAGAAGGCAGCACGCGUCCAGGAGACCCUGAAAAGUGACGGAUUCGACUCAGAGCUGCUCCACGGACAGCUCACGAAGGAGCAGAGGGACAGCGUGAUCGAGCAGUUCAAGAAGGGCGCAGUGAAGGUUCUCGUCACCACAAACGUCCUCAGCAGAGGCCUCGACGUCCCGCAGCUGAACCUCGCAGUGAACUACGACAUACCAAGAACGCAGACAGGCGCAGUCGACAUAGAGACGUACGUGCACAGAAUCGGAAGGACAGGAAGAUUCAACAGAGCAGGCGUCUCAAUUACUUUCGUCGGCGGAGAGAGAGACAGAAUGGACCUCCACACGAUACAGAGAGAGGUUAAGUCCCCCAUAAAGUACAUUACGCUCGAGGCACUGAAGACAGCAAUAACAGAGAAGCUGAAGGAGUAG
Molecule: messenger RNA, 1335 nt
Organism: Nematocida major
Lineage: Eukaryota; Fungi; Microsporidia
Product: ATP-dependent RNA helicase DDX19/DBP5
Exons: 1
Coding region: 1-1335 (444 amino acids)
Biological process (GO): cytoplasmic translational initiation
Cellular component (GO): cytoplasmic stress granule
Molecular function (GO): translation initiation factor activity; ATP binding; RNA helicase activity
Source: RefSeq, a predicted model, not a curated record